This is a messenger RNA of Sphaeramia orbicularis (orbiculate cardinalfish), 3403 nucleotides long. It is a transcript of the gene p2ry6, whose product is annotated as pyrimidinergic receptor P2Y6. Bases 103 to 1239 code for a protein of 378 amino acids. Gene Ontology annotation, molecular function: G protein-coupled UTP receptor activity; G protein-coupled UDP receptor activity; G protein-coupled ADP receptor activity. Gene Ontology annotation, cellular component: plasma membrane. NCBI's taxonomy places the organism in Eukaryota, Metazoa, Chordata, Actinopteri, Kurtiformes, Apogonidae. Gene Ontology annotation, biological process: phospholipase C-activating G protein-coupled receptor signaling pathway; cellular response to pyrimidine ribonucleotide. The record is from RefSeq and is a predicted model, not a curated record. The transcript is spliced from 4 exons.
GACGGCGGCAGAGGAGGUUCGUUCUGCAUAGAGACCAACUUUGUAGCAGUGUCGCAGACAGACAGACAGAGCCUGUGCCAUGGCUCAACCUCCAACUUGUUGAUGUCACUUCAUUUACUGCAGUCAUUCAAGGAUGUGAAGAUGCCACAUUCUGUCGACUUCUUCCCCACAGAAACUCUCAUCUCAGGAACCUUUUCUUUGGAUCUGCUCUCCCAGCCUACAGAGUCCUACACAGCAGAUAACUUCACCCUCAGCGUCAGUAACAGUAACGUCAGCGUGCCAGGGAUCCGUUCCUGCACCUAUAAGGAGGACUUUAAGUGGAUCCUGCUCCCUGCCGUCUACACGUUGGUUUUCCUGCUGGGUCUGCCUCUGAAUGCUACUGUUAUACUGAAGAUAUGGAGGACGAGGCCCAACCUGUCCCGCAACAACAUCUAUAUGCUCAACCUGGCCAUAGCCGACUUCCUGUAUGUGAUGUCGCUGCCUUUGCUUAUUUACAACUACGCCAGUCGUGACUACUGGCCUUUUGGGGAGUUGGCCUGUAAACUGGUCAGAUUUCAGUUCUACAGUAAUCUACAUGGCAGCAUCCUGUUCCUCACCUGCAUCAGUGUGCAGCGUUAUGUUGGUAUUUGCCAUCCUCUCGCGAUAUGGCACAAGCAAGGUGGACGCAAGCUGGCGUGGUGCAUCUGUGGAGGGGUCUGGCUGGUGGUUGCUCUCCUUUGUGCACCAACUUUCCACUUUGCUGCAACAGGGAUCCAGCGAAACCGCACCGUAUGUUACGACUUAAGCCCACCCAAUCUUUCUGUGCAGUACUAUCCGUACGGCAUGGCUCUCACCUGCCUCGGCUUCGUGCUGCCUUUCAUGGGUGUAAUGGUGUGCUACUGCCGCAUGGCCCACUUACUCUGCCGCCCGGUGUCCUACCAAGGAGUCUCCGUGGCAACUGGAGAGAAACGGGACAAGGCGGUGAGGAUGAUCAUCGUUGUGGCAGUGGUGUUCUGCAUCAGCUUCCUACCCUUUCACCUCACCAAAACCAUGUACCUGUUGGUCCGCUCGCUGCCCGGCGUGGCCUGCGAAACUAGAAACCUGUUUGCCAUCAUCUAUAAGAGCACCAGGCCGUUUGCAAGCAUGAACAGCUUUCUGGAUCCUAUUCUGUUUUACUUCACCCAGCCACGCUACCGGCGCAGCACAAGAAGGUUUGUGCUGAAAAUCACCACCCUCAGGGACAAGGGGACCAGUGUAUGACCUGCAGGAUCUCCCUCAGAACAUCCACAGUGGGCCCGAACACAGGCCAUAUGGGUCAUGGGUGGAUUUUUAAUUUUUUUUUUUUUUUUUAAUAGUUUUCUUCAGAAAAAUCCAAAGCCUUCAUGCACUAUAUCAAAGAACAAACAUAUUGAAAACCCUUCUGAAAAGGCAACAUGAAGGUUGUGUUCAUUCAUGUAACUGGUUUUGACCAUUACAGAUUAUGGAUGUAUUUUAUCAGUGAAACUGAUGCAUUUCACUUCAAGUUCAGUUUGUAAACUACUGCCAAGAAAUACUGUAACACUGAACUGCUUGUGGUGGAACAUGUCAUUCUGAAUCAGCCCUGUCCACAUUUUCUGUUCAUUUUUUUCCAUCUCCACUGUGAAUGUAGAGUAGAAAUGUUUAACGUCUUUUUGUAAAUUAGCAUUUCCUUCAGUUUUUCACUGUGAAUUGUAGAGUAAGAUAAAAGUGAGCUAAAGGCCGGCCUGUUUGUGUACAGUGCAUGUAAAUGUUUAUGACUGCAUGUUAAAAUGACAUGAAGAACUUGUAAAAUUAUGUUUUUUGGUUAAUUUACAAACUAAAGUAACCACAGCCCAGUAAUUAUAGGACUGCAAAAACAUGGAAGAACUAACAGCAGGAAUGAAAAUGAAAGUUUGUAUGUCUUUUUAUGUCCUUAUGAAGGAUUUCCUUUUGUGCCCCCCCCCCCCCCCCCCAAAAAAAACAAAACAAAACAAAACAUGUUAAAACUGCUGUUUUAUCAGUCGUGUAUUUUCACCACUAUGCACUCUGUCUUUUCUAAAUGGCUCUGAUGUACAUAUUCCCUGGAUUUUCUAGAAUUACAGGAAGGAUCACAAUUUAUCUGCUAGUCAACAACAAACUGGUAGAAACAAAGGGGUUAAUUUGGCAUAAAGUGCACACCACAUUAAAGUAGGCCAUCACUGCAUGGUUUCUCCUACAAGUUCUUUAGGAUUUCCAGGGACCAAAAUAAUCUGUCAGUGCAGAUUUAUGUAGUCAAACACUGUUUAAAACUAGUCACGGGCAUUAGAUGCUUAGAGGGAAAUCAAAAGUGACUUUUUUUUAUUGUUGUGUGAACCAUUUCUAUGAAAUUAAGGCAUUGCUUUGUGAUUCAGGUUUGAUUCUAGGUAGUAUAAUAGAAAGUAGAGGCAGCUGUGUGAUGAGAUUUUGUGCAUGUAUCAUCGUACUUUAGAUGAAAUGUGAAUGCUAGAAAAGAAUAUAAAUUUAAAUGUUUUGACUGUGCCCUUACUCUUUUAUUGUUGCUGCGUUGUAAAGCACUUUAAAAGCUUUAUAUAAAGAAAAUGUAUUAUUAUAAUUAUUAUUGUUGUUGGGAAUAAUAAUAAUAAUAAUAAUGAUAGUAAAUUAUACUCUAUAUGACAGUCAGUCUUUAUUGUAAUUUAGUUUUUAUGAAGUUACAAGUUAUAUAGUUACUUUUGUUUCAGUUUUGAUAUUAAUAUGAACAGCAAUGUAGAAUGUGCUCUAAAAGCAUCUUGAUGAUCUUCAACUAACUAUACAUUUUAUCUCUUGUCCCAUCUUCCCUCUAUUUUGGUCUCCUAACUACUGUAAGAACCCUAUACUGUCAAUCCUUUUGGUCACUCAAUAAGUUAAAGAACAAAAAACAAAAUUAAUCACCUGCACUAAUUUCUAAAUCCUUAUAGUUGUAGGACACUUGUUGAAAUGUUGCACUAAUGAGAAGUGAAAUGGUUGUAUUUGUUGAAUGUGAACAGUUUUCCUGUUUUUAAAAUGCACGGAGCAUUUAACUGCAGUAUAAGGUCUUAAAAAACUUUAAAAGUUAAUGUACACUGUGUGUCUCGGUCUAUGUACAGUCUGUAUAUUCUGUGAUGUUGUAACACUGGAUGUUGAUCAAUGUUGUAUAUGGUUCUAUCGUGGUUUUUGCAUGUGAUUAAUCCUGAGGAUUCAGAUGUAGAUGAAUACGUGCUAACAUUCUGUCAGUAUUACUUAGACUCUAUUUUGUGUAGCAGAGCAACACAAAAUAGGGUCAUGAAUAGAGUUAUAUUUUUGUUACAAAGAUUUUAAUUUUAAUACAAAACUAACUCUUGUUUUUAUAUAUUUAAUUUUGUUUUUCUCUGUUGCUUGUGAAUGUUUUGGAUGUAACUAUAAUGUAUUGUGAAUUAUUAAAAAGUCAUGCAAC